Dromaius novaehollandiae (emu) is the source of this 1925-nucleotide messenger RNA. RefSeq names its product retinaldehyde binding protein 1 (gene RLBP1). The coding region runs from base 238 to 1191 and encodes 317 amino acids. NCBI's taxonomy places the organism in Eukaryota, Metazoa, Chordata, Aves, Casuariiformes, Dromaiidae. The record is from RefSeq and is a predicted model, not a curated record. Gene Ontology annotation, molecular function: phosphatidylinositol bisphosphate binding. Gene Ontology annotation, cellular component: membrane. The transcript has 8 exons.
GGUUUCUUGCCUAGUUUGUGCUGACUUAAUUAAAAAGCUGCAGUGAGUUGAUGCCUUGUGACGGCCUAAUCCCAACCUGGUGACUCUACAAAGCUUUCGCCAGGCUUUCUUGCUGCUCCACUCCGGCCUUGCUGUCCGUGUGUCCGUCGCUGCUCCAGCAGCUCCCAGCCCUACGUGCUGACCCCUUGACAUUUUAGCUUUUCCUUUCUCUGCGUCCCAAGGCCGAUAAAGGACAACAUGUCUGCAGUUACGGGCACGUUUCGCAUCGUCUCCGAGGAGGAGCAGGCCUUGCGCACCAAGCUGGAGCGCCUCACCACCAAGGACCACGGCCCCGUCUUCGGGCGGUGCGAGAAGAUCCCACCACACACCCUGCAGAAGGCGAAAGAUGAGCUGAACGAGACAGAGGAGCAGCGGGAGGUGGCGGUGAAAGAGCUGCGGGAGCUGGUGUGGGAGCGGGCUGGCAGCGGCGAGGACGUGUCCAAGGCGGUGGCCGAGAAGGUGCAGGGCAAAGACGACUCCUUCUUCCUCCGCUUCAUCCGUGCCCGCAAAUUUGAUGUCCACCGGGCCUACGAGCUGCUGAAAGGCUACGUGAACUUCCGUCAACAGUACCCCGAGCUCUUUGACAACCUGACCCCCGAGGCUGUACGCAGCACCAUCGAAGCAGGCUAUCCUGGCAUCCUGGCCAGCAGAGACAAGUAUGGCCGGGUGGUGAUGCUCUUCAACAUCGAGAACUGGGACUAUGAGGAGAUCACCUUCGAUGAGAUUCUUCGUGCCUAUUGCGUUAUCUUGGAGAAGCUUCUGGAAAAUGAAGAGACCCAGAUCAAUGGGUUCUGCAUCAUUGAGAACUUCAAGGGCUUCACCAUGCAGCAGGCAUCAGGGAUCAAACCCUCUGAGCUCAAGAAGAUGGUGGACAUGCUGCAGGACUCCUUCCCUGCACGGUUCAAGGCCGUCCACUUCAUCCACCAGCCUUGGUACUUCACCACUACCUACAAUGUGGUCAAACCGUUCCUGAAGAGCAAACUGCUGGAGAGGGUCUUUGUGCACGGGGAGGAACUGGAGUCCUUCUACCAAGAGAUUGAUGCUGACAUCUUGCCAGCAGAGUUUGGUGGCAAACUGCCCAAGUACGAUGGCAAAGCAACUGCAGAGAAGCUCUUUGGCCCCCCCAUCGAGGCUGAAGACACAGCUCUCUAAACCAGGAUCUGCUCCCUCUGCCCUGUAAAAUAGGAUCAAAGUGGCUAUCUAACCCCAGCCACCUCCUUACCGUAGCAUUGGUUGAAUGACUGCUCGUGAUGAGGCGCUCUGGGUGUGUUGUUCCAUGCCUGUCCCUCCCCACCCCAAACCCGCCAGUGGGCUGCCUGUUAGCCCUGUCUCUCUCGGGAAUAGUGUCUUCUCCUCAGGAGCCAGCAGAGAAAAGAGGCCACCAGCACUUUCCACAGCACAUCUUGAGGUUGCAAUGGGAGGGCAGGAGAGUGAUUUCACUGGGAGGGGAGGGCUAGAGCAUGGAACAAGCCCCUGUACUCCAGGGCACACCAGGAAGCACAGAGGUCAGGAUGUGGCUAGAAUGUGCUUUUCUCUGCUUCAGCCAGGUUUGGCCUUUAUUUCCAUGGGGCAAGGCAGCAGUAGGACCUCCAUGGCCAGGUCUAUAUAGCUAUAGCUGUUUAUUGGCAAGUUCCUGGGUUGGUUUAUCAGCUCAGUGGGAAGCAGCAGAAGCAUGGAGAGGACAGGCAUUGUGGGAAAGCAGGAGGGCAGCCCCAGCUCAGCAGAAAGCAGAAGCAUCCUGUGCAACUGUGUGGAUAACACAGCCAGAGGCCAUCACUGCAGGAGACACCCAUGAAGGGCUGGUUGAAAUGUGUACACAGAGAAAUAAAAAAAGUGUUUAACAGUAGAGCUGUCGGGUCCCUUGUGGCACGUGGCAAAGAACAGGG